AUGGACGAAGAAACAGUCCUUAAACCCUCUAAUAACUAUUCGAAUUUCCUAGAAAAAUCUCAAUCACUCGAGACAAGAGAAAACAACGAAAGCCUUGACGAUUUGCUGCUCGGCAGCGAGGCUGAAGCUGCUGAUGGUGUGAAUGGCGACGACACAUCUCCUGUUGUUGUUCCUUACACGGACGAAUCCGAUUCUGACAUCUCAGAUGACGAAAAAGCAGAGAGCCCUUGGGAGGACGAUGCUCAAAAACAGGCAGAUGGAACUUUAGCGAACCUGUUGGAGACAGCUAAUUGUACCGUAACUCCACGACCAGAGUUUCGCCAUUCUACAUGGAUAUCAUCACUGACGUCAAGAGAGGGGCCCGACAGGGUGGUACACCUGUCGGGUCCCUCUCUUGACGCCUGUCUAAUCUCACCUAAAAUAUUCACGGCUACCGUUGAGAACGCAAUGCGAAAGCUGGAAUGCGACGACGUGGGGAUGAAGGUUGACGGUCGGUGCCUACACCAUUUACGCUUUCCUGAUGACAUCGUACUGAUAACAUUUAGCAUCAACCAAGCAGAACGGAUGCUGAUCGAAUUCGAUGAAACAUGUGGAUAUAUCGGUCUUCAGCUGGAUUUGCGAAAGACGAUGUUUAUUUGCAGCGAAUGGGUCUCGAAUGCCCCAUUCACGCUCAACGGGACGCGUAUAUCCGAAUGCACCAGCAACGUUUACCCGUGUUGGGAAAUAAACAUGGAGAACGACCCGACCCCCGAGCUGGGCAGGAGGAAUUGGGCGGCAUGUGGAGCGUAA
Molecule: messenger RNA, 789 nt
Organism: Necator americanus (New World hookworm)
Lineage: Eukaryota; Metazoa; Nematoda; Chromadorea; Rhabditida; Ancylostomatidae
Exons: 3
Coding region: 1-789 (262 amino acids)
Source: RefSeq, a predicted model, not a curated record